AUGGCGGCACCUGAUCCAUUUGGGACAAUAGUCAAUGCUAUAACCUUGGCACAGCUCCUCAAAACUACAAUCAUCACAUUCGUCGAGGCUGAGAAGACAGAGAGAUCGUUGGUGACCCAGCUUCAUCUUAACGCGAGCACUCUAGACCGCUUUGUGGCUACAUUCCGGCGUGUCGAGGGCGCAGGCUUGAGUCGAGAUGAUCAAUCGGCCGUUGCUGAAGCUUGUAAUCUACUGGAACCUGAGAUCUUGAGUAUGAAGGAAGCAUGUGCUAAGAUUCAUGCGAGAGACUCAAGGUUUGGAAAGUACAUAUUGCGAGCAGCAUGGGUUACGUAUCGAAGACGACAGAUUGAGGCGUUAACAGUGCAGAUGAAGCAAUGGUCGGACACUUUUGGCGACUUCAUCGCAGGCUUGCCCAAGCACGUUAGAGACCGGCUCGAAACGGACGAAAAUCGAGCGGAUAUUUAUGCCAGUGCUGACCACAUGAGAGCUCUUUCAAACUUAUUUGCUUCGCUUGCAACCUCAGCCGCUUCAGAUGAAGCGCAUAGAUUGAAGAGACAAGCAGAUGAGGUUGAGAUCAUUGGCACCUCCGGAUCCCUCCGCUCUGCUACAUAUAAGGGAUCCAGAGUCCUGGUCGAAUACAAAACAUAUCGGCAAGGGGAAAGCGAUGAACGCAUCACAUACAUUGCUGAUCAAAUUGGCCGUCUGGUCAACUUUCUAGAGAGGGCAGACCCAAUUACGACUGGCAUCUUGGCCUGCGCUGGAUGGACUGAAAUACCGCAACUGGAUCGCUUCGGAAUCAUCUUCAAGAUGCCUCUUGGUUACAGGUUCUUCCCAGAUUCCCCAAAUAGGAGUGGUGGAUUGGCUACUCUUAAAUCGAUCAUUGCUGAAGGCGCUCCGGCGGCUUCAGAUCCUACGAAGCGAACAUACAGUCCCAAGCAUACUUUGAAUGAUCGAAUGGAGGUUGCGAGUACCAUAGCUACUGCACUGUUCUAUUUGCACAGUUACAACUGGGUUCAUGAGGGAGUCAGCACUAGCAAUAUUAUAAUGUUGGCCGAUGACGAUGGAGAAGAAGUGAACAAUAGUCCUUCCAACAAGGAAUAUCUCGGACGCCCUUUUCUUGUUGGGUUUGAUGGUGCCAGGUCGAAUGACGGGAUGACCUCAAUUGGUGGCAUCGAGGAGAUCGGAACGGACGAAAACCGCUUCACAGAGAAUAUCUAUCGGCAUCCCGACCGCCAGGGAGAGACAGCUGAGGAUCGCCUUAGGUACCAAAUGUGCCACGAUCAGUACAGCCUGGGAGCAGUCCUUCUCGAGAUCGGCAUUUGGAUGCCACUGGAAAAGGAGCCUUCCGUCAGAAGACUCCGCCAGCAAGAUUUUGGCAGUGCGCGAGAACGCCAUCUCGCUGUGAGGCAGGCGCUCAUCAAGUUAGCAGAGAGGAGGCUCGGAAUUACCUUUGGUCAAAGGUACCAAGACAUUGUGCUCAAGUGCUUGACUAUUAAGAGUUCUGCUUCAUACGAACUCUCUGGGUUGCUAUAUGAUGUAGUUGAACCGCUGUCAAGCAUGCGGUCAUCGUUGUCUGAAGUGUAG
Neoarthrinium moseri is the source of this 1584-nucleotide messenger RNA. RefSeq lists its product as uncharacterized. Gene Ontology annotation, biological process: protein phosphorylation. NCBI's taxonomy places the organism in Eukaryota, Fungi, Ascomycota, Sordariomycetes, Amphisphaeriales, Apiosporaceae. Gene Ontology annotation, molecular function: protein kinase activity; ATP binding. The coding region runs from base 1 to 1584 and encodes 527 amino acids. The transcript has a single exon. The record is from RefSeq and is a predicted model, not a curated record.